AUGGCAAUGAAUUCUAAUCACUUAGACUCAGCUUUCAAAGAAACAUUUCGAAGGAGCCCUUUCAAAUUUGCUAACACAAAGGUUCCUCAAGGUGGCUUAGGCGAAAGUUUCUCUCCUAUUAAAGAAGUUCCUGAAGAAGAAAUUCCAACUGGUCCCUUCAAUAUCCAGAUACCGUUCCUCGAAUCAGCUAUUUCCGCAUCUCGGCUUCGAGGUAAGGUUACAAAUGUAUACUAUGAGUAUAUACAAUUAAGUCAAGGAAUAAGCCAAGGUCGUGUAGAAUCCGUUAAGGACUUCUUGAACCAUCGUCCGGAUGCAGUAGACGAAUGGAUUAACCUUUAUGAAACGCCAUUGUUAAAAGCUUGCGCGUGUGGAAAACCCGAGAUUGUUAAAGAGCUUUUGCGCCGGAUGACACCUGAACAAAUGCUUCCAAAGAUGAGCCAAAACGCUUCAUACCACACGCCUCUCACUGUUGUCGCGGUUAGUGGAAACAUGGAGAUUGCUGAAGCUUUGGUCGCAAAGAACCCUAAGCUGCUAGAGAUUCCUGGAAUCAAUGGACAGAUCCCGGUCGUGGUUGCAGUUGAGAACACGCAGACGGAGAUGGCUCGGUAUCUUUACACUAGAACUCCGGUUCAGGUAUUACUUGAUCAAGAUGGGUAUCAUGGUUCCUUGCUCUUUCUCAAUGCCAUCUUCUAUAAAAUGCUCGAUAUCGCGUUGGAUCUGUUCAGCAUGUCCAGACGCUUAGCCGUCACAAAACACUUGCAAAUCGAGUCGAUUCCCAUCAUCGUCUUGGCUUCAAAGCCGGAUCUUUUUCCUGGUGGCUGCCAACUCGGACCAUUGGAACGCUUCAUCUACUCCUGGAUACAAGUAAAGCUACCAACUCUUCCAGAGGCGUCUCGUUCAAACAAAGACCAUAAGAAUACUCUGAUGGGAAAACUGCUCAAAUUUCUCUCCAAAUGGACUGGGAUAGAUGAAGUGUACCGAAUGAAGGUGAUGCAUCUACAAGCUAAGAAGCUUCUACUCGGAAUAUCAGAGGAAACACUAGCCAUGGGCUUGAAGGAACGUUCUGAAACCGUCGACGAAGCUUUACUCUUCGCAGUAAGAUUCGGGAACGUCGAUUUCUUAGUCGAGAUGAUCAAGAACAACUCCGAGCUUCUAUGGUCCACGAGAACGAGCUCGAGCAGUACUCUGUUUCUCUUGGCCGUCGAAUUCAGACAAGAGAAGGUGUUUAGUCUACUAUACGGUCUAGACGACAGAAAGUACUUGUUGCUCGCCGACAAAGACUGCGACGGUAACGGUGUCCUCCAUCUCGCUGGCUAUCCUUCUCCACCUUCUAAGCUCUCUACCGUCGUUGGAGCAACGUUGCAGAUGCAACGCGAGUUACAAUGGUUCAAGGAAGUGGAGAGGAUCGCACCGGAGAUAGAGAAGGAGAGAGUAAACACAGAAGAGCAAACUCCGAUCGAGAUAUUCACAAGGGAGCAUCAAGCAUUAAGACAAGAAGCUGAGAAAUGGAUGAAAGAUACGGCGAUGUCUUGCAGCUUAGUCGCUGCUCUAAUCGUCACGGUUACUUUCGCGGCGGUCUUCACCGUCCCCGGAGGCACCGACGACAAUAAACACGGUAGACCCUUUCAAGUACAAAACCCGCAUUUCACCACAUUCGUUGUCUCCGAUUUGAUCUCCUGCUUCGCAUCUUGUACCUCUGUUCUCAUUUUCCUCGGAAUACUCACCGCGAGAUACUCAUUCGACGAUUUCUUGGUCUUGUUACCGACGAAGAUGAUCGCCGGACUUUCCAUAUUGUUCAUAUCGAUCGCGGCGAUGUUGAUAGCUUUCUCGUCGGCGCUAUUCACGAUGUUUGGCAAGAAAUGGAUCGUUGCUCCGACGUUCCUUCUCGCUUGUUUACCGGCGAUGCUGUUUGUUCUUCUUCAGUAUCCUCUCCUCAAAGAGAUGAUCUUUUCGACUUACGGUAAAGGAAUCUUCGACAGAAACAUGAAAUGUUGGUCCUAA
Molecule: messenger RNA, 2001 nt
Organism: Arabis nemorensis
Lineage: Eukaryota; Viridiplantae; Streptophyta; Magnoliopsida; Brassicales; Brassicaceae
Source: the annotation of a GenBank genome assembly